AUGGCCACGUGCCGUUUGGUGGCCGUUGCUGCCCUGGUCAUCGCAAUUUGCUGGACCAGCGGAGUCUUUACCACCAAGCUCUUGACGCAGAACUGCGGCUACCGGAAGCCAUAUUUGUUGACGUACCUUCAUGAGCUUGGUGCCACAGCCAUCUCAGUCCCUUUUGCUUGCAGUCAACAGCUGUGGCCACGCUGCAAAAUCUUUGGCCUUCGAGCAAUGGGCUUGGGUUUGCUGGCUUUCGGAGCCAACAUCUCCUUCAUGGUCGCGCUGGUCUUGACGACUGCGAGUUCGGCCAUGACACUGGAGCAGCUGACACCUGUCUUCAUCGCAGGAUUUUCUUGCAUUUUCCUAAAGGAGAGAUAUCAGGCAUGUCAGAUCUUUUGGCUUGCGGUGGCCAUCAUGGGCUCGGUCAUCGUUGCCCGCAGUGACCUCAAGGCUUGUCACGGUGAAGGUUGUAGCGGUUCAAUGCCCCUGCUGGGAGAUGGUCUGGUGGUGGUUUGCUGUGUCACAGCAGCUUUGUACAUGGUCCUCUUCAAGAUGUGGUUCGCCAGAAAUUGCACUAGCCCUCAGCUGCUCUUCACCUACUUCAUCAUGAAGGGGAUGAGUGUCUCCGUGCUGGGUGGCAUCAUACUGCUCUUUCUCUCGGAGUCUCAUCGUGGUUUGCCGACCGAUACCUGUGGCUGGGGAUAUUUGAGCAUCAACAUGAUUGCCAACAUGUGCUUCAAUCUCUCCUUGGCCUGGGGCAUUUUGCUAGUUUCUCCCCUAGCAUGUCGAUUAUUCGUACUCUUGGGUCUUCCAGUCUCGCUAUUGCUGGACUCCGUGCUGGGCGUCUCCAUCAGUCUGUGGCGGGUGCUGGGCGUGGCGGUCGUCGCCUGCGGUGUGGCUGGCUUUGAAUGGGCCGGAACGGUGCGCAGCCGAGCAGGGGCGGACCAUGGGGCUCCGGUGGAGGCAGAGGAGCUCAGCAGCAUUUGUGAGGAUUCGAGUAGUGGCCAGUCUUCCUGCAGCUCGAGUCGGCCGAAACUCUCCUCGAAGCUCUCCUCCACACUUUGCGGCUUGGUGGCCGUCGCGGUGUGUGCUGCUGGCUUCGCCAUCUCCAGCACUCACCACUCGGAGCUGCGCUGA
Durusdinium trenchii is the source of this 1122-nucleotide messenger RNA. Lineage: Eukaryota; Dinophyceae; Suessiales; Symbiodiniaceae. The record is from the annotation of a GenBank genome assembly.